UCGCGGCGCGCUGCUAUUGGUCGAGCCCGUCGCGGGCUUCGCGCGAAUUCGUCCGACUCGGAUCAGUGCAGUUUAGUGCUUGCUCGAUUAAGGAUUAACUCACGCCACACCGUAACGAAUAAGUAACUUGGACGAUUUUACAAGAAAUAAUGGGUGGGUUUCAACAGAGGACCUGGACACCAACCAAGAGAAGAGGUCCCAUCGCUGCUGAGUUCACUGGUCCUGGUCCAGCAUGUGUCACUUUGCCUAGUUUAGUCGGUUCUGGAACAACCCCUGAUUCGAAGAAAGGACGAGCUCCAGCUUUUAGUUUUGGUAGCAGGCACAGUGGAAAAAAUGAUAGCAUCGGGCCUGGCCCAGGGCAGUACAAUAUAACUGGACUAAGCGCUAAAGGCAAAGACACCCCACCUGCUGCAACCCUCCACUCUCGACCGAAAGAAACGAAAAUAGAAAAUUUUCCUGCUCCAGGAGACUACAAUCCCGAAAAAUCAGAGAAAGUCAUUGCUGACAGUUCUCCAAAGUACACUUUUGGAUUGAAGACUAGUGUAGACAAGCCGAACACAACUCCAGCCCCUGGUGAUUAUAAUCCUGAUAAAUCUAUCAAGGUCCUCCAGGAGAAUUCGCCACAAUACUCCUUCGGUUCAAAGCCACCCUCUGAAAAACCAGUGAUAACACCAGGUUCAGGCGCCUACAAUCCAGAAAAAUAUUUUGAAGCAAUUGAUCACAGGCCUCAAUAUUCUUUUGGCACAAGGACUCCAAUUGAAAAACCUGUAGACACCCCAGCACCCGGCGCAUACAAUCCUGAAAAAUGUUUUGAGGCAUUAGACCACAAACCCCAGUACUCAUUCGGCAGUAGAACACCAAUUGAAAAACCCAAGGAUACUCCUGCUCCUGGUAGUUAUAAUCCGGAAAAAUUCUACGAAGCAGUGGAUCACAAACCGCAGUACUCUUUUGGAACAAGGACACCCAUCGAAAAGCCCCUCAAUACCCCAGCUCCUGGUAGUUAUAAUCCACAAAAAUAUUUUGAAGCAGUGGACCACAGCCCACAGUAUUCUUUUGGCACCAGAACGCCUAUUGAAAAACCUGUUGACACUCCUGCACCUGGUGCAUACAAUCCCGAAAAAAGUUUUGAAGCUUUAGAUCAUAAGCCCCAAUAUUCCUUCGGAACUCGUACCCCCAUCGAAAAACCUUUAGAUACACCUGCUCCAGGAUCAUAUAACCCUGAAAAAUUUUAUGAAGCAGUCGACCACAAGCCACAGUACUCUUUUGGAACAAGAACACCCAUUGAAAAACCCUUGGAUACCCCAGCUCCUGGUGCGUAUAAUCCCGAUAAAAGUUUUGAAGCAUUAGAUCACAAGCCACAGUACUCCUUUGGCACUAGAACACCAAUUGAGAAACCAAAAGAUACACCAGCUCCCGGAAGUUACAAUCCAGAAAAAUAUUUUGAAGCGGUAGACCAUAAACCUCAAUAUUCUUUUGGUACUCGGACGCCAAUUGAAAAACCUGUAGAUACUCCUGCGCCUGGGGCAUAUAACCCUGAAAAAAGUUUUGAAGCCUUAGAUCAUAAGCCUCAAUACUCGUUUGGAACUCGCACACCAAUCGAAAAGCCCUUAGACACACCUGCUCCAGGAUCUUAUAACCCUGAAAAAUUCUAUGAGGCUGUCGAUCACAAGCCACAAUACUCCUUUGGAACAAGAACACCUAUUGAAAAGCCACUCAAUACCCCAGCUCCUGGUACCUAUAACCCUGAUAAAUGUUAUGAAGCAUUAGAUCACAAGCCACAGUACUCGUUCGGGCAAAGGACACCGAUAGAAAAACCUAAAGACACACCAGCACCUGGUAGUUAUAAUCCAGAAAAAUAUUUUGAAGCUGUAGACCAUAAACCUCAAUACUCUUUUGGUACUCGUACGCCAAUUGAAAAACCUUUAGAUACACCAGCACCUGGUAGUUAUAAUCCAGAAAAAUAUUUUGAAGCGGUAGACCAUAAACCUCAAUACUCUUUUGGUACGCGUACGCCAAUUGAAAAACCUUUAGAUACACCAGCGCCUGGUUCCUAUAACCCCGAAAAGAGUUUCGAAGCAUUAGAUCAUAAACCUCAGUAUUCUUUUGGUACUAGAACGCCAAUUGAAAAACCUUUAGACACUCCAGCUCCUGGAACUUACAAUCCUGAGAAAUUCUACGAAGCUGUAGAUCAUAAACCUCAGUAUUCUUUUGGUACUAGAACUCCUAUUGAAAAGCCGAAAGACACACCUGCACCUGGGAGCUAUAAUCCCGAGAAAUUCUAUGAAGCUGUCGAUCAUAAGCCUCAAUAUUCUUUUGGUACUAGAACUCCGAUUGAGAAACCAAAAGACACCCCAGCUCCAGGUAGUUACAACCCUGAGAAAUUCUAUGAGGCAGUAGAUCAUACACCACAGUAUUCGUUUGGAACAAGAACUAAUUUAGAAAAGCCUGUUGACACUCCGGCUCCGGGAGCUUACAAUCCAGAGAAAUUUUAUGAGGCUGUUGAUCACAAACCUCAGUACUCAUUUGGAACGAGAACACCUUUGGAAAAGCCAAAAGACACUCCAGCACCUGGCUCAUAUAACCCGGAAAAAUUCUUUGAAGCAGUAGACCACAAACCUCAAUACUCUUUUGGUCUCAGAACUUCAAUUGAAAAACCUCUUAACACGCCAGCACCUGGGACGUACUGCCCUGAAAAAAGUUACGAAGCAUUUGAUCACACAAUCCAGUAUUCUUUCGGUCUCAAGACUCAAAUAGAAAAACCAUUAAAUACACCAGGUCCUGGAACAUACAACAAUGCUAACGCUGAUAGUAUCAAACCCAAGUCGCCUGCCUACUCUGUGAGCUCAAGGUACCAAAUGCCCGGAGACACAACACCGAAGCCUGGCCCUGGUGCUUAUUCGCCAGAAAAAGUGCAACUAGAUCUUCCGCCAGCUCAUACCUUUGGCAUACGGCACUCUCCUUACAUCGGAAGUCUCAGAGAGGAAGUCCACUGAUAUUUCGAAAAUAUGCUGAUGAAAAGCAAGAAAAAAAGGAGCAAGCCACUGCAAUCACUGUUGUUAUUGUUAAGUUAUUUAUUUCAAAUUUUAAUGUGUAAAGUUUUAAUUAUGUACAUAGACUUUUUUCCAGUGCUCGAAGCUCAAGUAGGUAAUCAAUAAAUUUUCUCAAGAGAGGAGAAUACAAAAUCGGUCUCUCCGUCCUUUGAUGCUGUAAAUUUAUAAAUAUUAAAAUUCCGUUCAAGACUUUCCCAAAAUUCUGUUAUUUUCUUUUUUCUUCGUCAGAAAUGAGGAAUUAGGUAGGAAAUUAAUUAUUCAGAACAGAAAUUUUUAAAAAGUAAUUCAAAUAUAGAAUAGGCAACUAAGCGAAAGACAUGUUUGAAUAACUUGUUAAGUUCUAACGUGUCUUUAACUCAAAAAAAAAAACCUUCAUACCUCAACUAAAUACAAGCUUUUCUACCUUUCAUUCGGUUUUUAUUUUAAUUUCUCUGCCAGGUCUUUUCUAUAUUUUUACUUUUUCAACGUUCUGAUGUUACCUCGUACUUGAGACACACUUUUUAACUUUUCUGCAUUUGAAACAUCGCAGACUAUUUUCAACUUUUAUUCAUUAGGAGGCAAUUUUGCACUGAGAAAUUUAAAACAUUAUGGUAAAACAUUUCAAAUGCUUGCUACUAAAAAACAAAGCACAAAAAUCUGCUAGGCAAAAAUGCAGACGAUACUUUUUUGGUAGGUGCUUAACUUUAACUUCUUUAAGUGCUGUUUUAAUUGUUUUUAAUUUAGGUUUAAGAUACGUAAAAUUAAGUUUUAUCAAUUGUUGUGCCUUAUUGAUUGUGGUCUAUUUGAUAAUCAAAAUCCACACCCAACUGCCGAUCAUAGAGCUUUCAAGUGUAGAGAGCCACCUUAGUAACCUUUAGCUCUGAAUUUUCAGCUAAAGACCUCUACAUUGCAACUGUCAUUAAUUUUGUCAAUUGCGAACUGAGAACAUGUUGUUGACAACUCAAACUGUAAAAAUGGUACAUUGCAAUAAAUUUUCCUUUCAAUAUUUC
Messenger RNA from Bemisia tabaci, 4039 nucleotides. Lineage: Eukaryota; Metazoa; Arthropoda; Insecta; Hemiptera; Aleyrodidae. The record is from RefSeq and is a predicted model, not a curated record.